This is a messenger RNA of Monosiga brevicollis MX1, 669 nucleotides long. RefSeq lists its product as uncharacterized. Lineage: Eukaryota; Choanoflagellata; Craspedida; Salpingoecidae. The record is from RefSeq and is a predicted model, not a curated record. Gene Ontology annotation, molecular function: phosphatase activity. The coding region runs from base 1 to 669 and encodes 222 amino acids. The transcript has 3 exons. Gene Ontology annotation, cellular component: cytoplasm.
AUGGGUGUGGAGGCAGAAGUGCGGGCGCAUAUGGAGGUGUCCUUUGUACGCCACGGAGAGGGCUACCACAACUUGGCCGCCACAAAGAUGGGCCAUGGCUGCACCUGUCUCAACGAUAUGCCAGCGCCUGAUUGCCCCUACAUUAACCCUGACAUUGUUGACCCGGCUUUGACGUCGCUGGGCGAGGAUCAGGCCCGCGCCAAUACGGGUACUGCCGCCACGCUGGGCGUAGAGCAUGUAUACUGCUCCACCCUCCAACGGGCCAUUCAGACGGCACUGCUGGGGUUUGAAGCCGUGCCCAACGUUCGUUUCAUGGCCAUUGAAUCAGCGCGCGAACAAAGCGGAAUGCACCAUUGUGACCAACGACGCACUCGCACGGCCAUCCACCAGCAAUUCCCAGACCUGCAGCUGGAACCCGAUUUGCCCGAAGCCGACGAGCUCUGGAAGACUGAGCGCGAGCCCAAGGUGGCACUGGCUGCACGGUGCACAGCCACGCUGCGUACCUUGGCCGCUGACCCAAGCCCGCGCGUGGCCUUGGUGACGCACAGCUCGUUCCUGCUCACGUUAUUCCAGGCCAUCCUGGUGUUGGAGGAUGUUCCUGACCACCUCCGCACCUGGUUUUCCACGGGCGAGGUGCGCACGCUUUGCCUAAACCUCACAAACUUGUAG